This is a messenger RNA of Ilex paraguariensis (yerba mate), 983 nucleotides long. The record is from the annotation of a GenBank genome assembly. Lineage: Eukaryota; Viridiplantae; Streptophyta; Magnoliopsida; Aquifoliales; Aquifoliaceae.
AAUGGCAGAAAGCUCUCUAUUCUAUUGGGGGUUCUGAGGUGAAAAAGUGGCCUCUGCAGCUACGAAGAGCUGUGCCCGAUGGGAUGCCUGCUAGCAACAGUGGAACUUCAUUGCAGCAACAAGAGAUGAGUUUAGUACAAGAGAGAACCCUACCUUCUUCACCUGGUCAUUUGUACAGUCCUCACUCAAAGGCUUCUGCUUUCAUGAAAGGUGGUUUGGGACAAGCCUCUGGUAGAAAACAGAUAAUGGGUGGUCAGACUAUGGUGGACACCUCUAGGGGUUUACUUCAAUGGGUGCAAAGCAUCACUUUCAUCUCCGUUUCAGUUGAUCAUUCUUUACACCUAGUUUGUCAUGCAGAUUCAACAUCUCCUGGGGCAACUCAAAGUACUGGUAUGGUGGCUCAGUCAGGCUAUCUCGAAGGUUUCACUCCUGUGAAGUCUCUCGGUUCAACAUCUGCAUCUUAUAUUUUGAUCCCCUCGCCCAGCAUGCGCUUUCUACCACCAACACCUCUGCAGCUGCCCACAUGCCUCACUGCAGAAUCCCCACCACUGGCCCAUCUUCUACACAGUAAAGGCUCUGCAAUUCCCCUCUCUACUGGAUUUGUUGUUUCGAAAGCUGUACCCUCUAUGAGAAAAGAAUCUAGGAGCUACUCAAAAGAAGAAUGGCCUUCAGUUCUUUCUGUCAAUCUUAUUGAUUAUUAUGGAGGUAACAGCAUUACCCAAGAAAAAAUGGUGAAAGGGGUUGCCAAGCCAGGAGGAAGGGAUUUAAGUUUGGAAGCUAAAGAUUUUGAAAUAGAAACUCAUCUGAUUCUUGAGUGUGUGGCUGCAGAACUUCAUGCUCUAUCGUGGAUGACUGUGAGCCCAGCUUACUUGGAAAGGCGAUCAUCGCUGCCUUUUCACUGUGACAUGGUUUUGAGGCUUAGAAGGCUGCUUCAUUUUGCUGAUAAGGAACUCUCUAGGCAGCCAGAGAAGUCACAAGUUUAG